This is a messenger RNA of Carica papaya (papaya), 958 nucleotides long. RefSeq names its product small ribosomal subunit protein eS7-like. Gene Ontology annotation, biological process: translation; rRNA processing; ribosomal small subunit biogenesis. Lineage: Eukaryota; Viridiplantae; Streptophyta; Magnoliopsida; Brassicales; Caricaceae. Gene Ontology annotation, molecular function: structural constituent of ribosome. The record is from RefSeq and is a predicted model, not a curated record. Gene Ontology annotation, cellular component: small-subunit processome; 90S preribosome; ribosome.
ACAAACAGACCCUAGCCGCAACCAACCAGCACCUUCCGACCUCCGUGGACGUCUCACGUGGAGGUCACCGUCCUUUCAUAUUCCUCUUCUUCUCUGUUUAACAUUAUUCGGCGAGUCCAGAAGCCAGAUUCACGUCGAAAUCACAAUCUUCUCUCGAGCUAUUUAUCUGAGUUAUCACGAUGUUCUCCUCAAAAAACAAAAUCCACAAAGAUAAGGAUGCUGAACCCUCAGAAUUUGAGGAGACAGUAGCACAGGCUUUAUUUGAUCUUGAGAAUACCAAUCAGGAGCUAAAAAGUGACUUGAAAGAUCUUUACAUAAACUCAGCAGUUCAGAUGGAUAUUUCUGGAAGUCGCAAGGCUGUUGUCAUCUAUGUUCCAUAUAGAUUGAGGAAGGCUUACCGUAAGAUUCAUCUUCGCCUUGUCAGAGAACUUGAGAAGAAAUUCAGCGGAAAGGAUGUUGUCCUGCUUGCCACCCGCAGGAUCCUGCAGCCCCCCAAGAAGGGCUCUGCUGUUCAACGACCACGCUCCCGUACAUUGACUGCCGUCCAUGAUGCCAUGCUUGAGGAUGUUGUAUAUCCUGCUGAGAUUGUUGGUAAACGCAUCAGAUACCGCAUAGAUGGUACAAAGAUAAUCAAGAUUUACUUGGAUCCCAAGGAGAGGAACAACACCGAGUACAAGCUGGAGACAUUUACUGGAGUUUACAGGAAGCUUACUGGGAAAGAUGUAGUUUUUGAAUAUCCAAUUACAGAGGCCUAAAGGGUAUGGCCACGGUUAUUUCGUUGAAUAGAUGACUAUUCCAAAUUUUGGCUAUUAAAAUUCUGUUUGAUGUUUCUUUACAUGGAUGAAUCUGAACUUUAUGGGAAGGUUCUCUUUAUUUAUGUGCAUUUUCUGUAUCCAUCAAAAUUUUUGGGUUUUAGAACUAUAUGCUUCUUCAAGAACUAAAAUGUUGUUUGCUUAUA